AUGGAAAAGCCAGGGUUGGUGGGAGCAGGGAACAACACGGCUGUCCAGGAGUUCACCCUGGAGGGCUUCCCUGCAGUCCAGCACCUGGGGAAGGUCCUCUUCCUGCUGCACCUGCUGGCCUACCUGGCCUCUGUCAUGGGAAACUUGCUCAUCAUCACAAUCACCUGGGCUGACCAGCGCCUCCACACACCUAUGUACUUCUUCCUCAGCACUUUCUCCUUCUGUGAAUGUGGUUUCAUCACCACGGUUAUUCCUAAACUCCUGACCAUCUUUCUGUCGAGGAAGCACAUGAUUUCCUUUGCUGCCUGCUUCACACAAGCAUUUGCUUUUCUUUUCCUGGGUGCAACUAUUUUUUUCCUGAUGGCUGUGCUAUCCCUGGAUCGGUACCUGGCCAUCUGCAAACCUCUGCACUACCCCACCAUCAUGAACACAAGGACAUGUGUCCUGCUGGUCACUGCCUGCUUCUCUUUGGGAUUUCUACUCAUGGCAGGUCCGGUUAUCAAGCUGUCCCAGUUGUCCUUCUGUGGCUCCAAUGUCAUCCCUCACUUCUUCUGUGAUUUUGGACCCUUGGCAAAUCUCUCAUGUUCUGAAACAAGAUCUAUUGAAACAUUGUUUUUUAUCUUUGCUUUUUUUGUCCUGUUUAGUUCCCUCUUUAUAACCAUUAUUGCCUACAGCAACAUAGUGGUCACAGUUGUGCACCUCCCAUCAACCAAGGAGCGGCAGAAAGCCUUUUCCACCUGCUCCUCUCACCUCACUGUGCUCUGUCUUAUGUACAGCAGCUGCAUCUUCAUCUACGUGAAGCCAAAGCAAACGAGCAGGCUGGACUCCAACCGAGAGGCUGCUCUGGUGAACACGGUGGUGACUCCACUCCUGAACCCUGUCAUCUACACCCUGCGGAACAAGCAGGUGCACCGGGCACUGAGGGACGCUCUGUCCAGAGUGAAGUUGCAGAAAUAG
Chinchilla lanigera (long-tailed chinchilla) is the source of this 957-nucleotide messenger RNA. Its product is annotated as olfactory receptor 6C75-like. Lineage: Eukaryota; Metazoa; Chordata; Mammalia; Rodentia; Chinchillidae. Gene Ontology annotation, biological process: G protein-coupled receptor signaling pathway. The transcript has a single exon. The record is from RefSeq and is a predicted model, not a curated record. Gene Ontology annotation, molecular function: G protein-coupled receptor activity; olfactory receptor activity. The coding region runs from base 1 to 957 and encodes 318 amino acids. Gene Ontology annotation, cellular component: membrane.